This is a messenger RNA of Prorocentrum cordatum, 3008 nucleotides long. NCBI's taxonomy places the organism in Eukaryota, Dinophyceae, Prorocentrales, Prorocentraceae. The record is from the annotation of a GenBank genome assembly.
CCAAAAGACCACCCAAACGUUCCCUCCGUAGCCAUUUUGGCUCAAGCAUUUUGUAACACACCUUCACAUUCGUGCUUCAGCAUAUCACAGCACCCUCCUCGGUGCCAUGAAGCCGUCGGACACACCGGCGUUGUUCAUGUUGCUAGGCUGCGCAGGAGCCUUGCAUUUCGACAGGGCCGAGCCUCGCGCGGCGACCGCCACUGAUGCAGCUGCCACCUGGGAGAAGCAGGCGGCGCAGUCGACCCUGACAGUGGAAUACCUGAUUGUCGGCGGCGGCGGUGGCGGCGCUUCCGGAGGCGGCGGCGGCGGCGGUGUGCUCCAAGGGACGGGUCUGGUCAUGUCUGUCGACGAAGUCAUCACGGUUGGCGCCGGCGGUCUCGGAGGUUCGGGGGGCAGCGGCACCACUGCGGAGGCGACGAACGGAGGAGAUUCUUCGAUCGGCUCUCUGGUGGCAUAUGGCGGUGGCAAGGGUGCGGGGGGCAGUUCCAGGACUGCCUCCAGCGGAGGCUCAGGCGGUGGAGGCGCCUACGAUCUGCCGAGUGUUGCCUACGCGGCUGGGGUCGCGGGACAGGGCUACCGGGGUGGGCGCAGCGACAGGGGGGGGUACGGCGCAGGCGGUGGCGGCGGCGGUGCGGGCGGCGUUGGGAGCGACGCGCCCCAGCAGCACUACGGAGGAGAUGGUGGCGUUGGAGUGGCGUCGUCGAUUUCAGGCACCUCUACGUAUUACGGCGGAGGCGGUGGCGGUGGCGUGAACGCAAAUUGCGGUUGCACCACUUAUCCAGGAGGGGCCGGCGGCCUAGGGGGCGGCGGCGAUGGAAGCAGUUACGGCGGUGGUGGCGGCGCUUACUUCAAUGGCGAAGAUGGGCAGGCAAACACUGGCGGUGGUGGCGGCGGCACGGAUCCUGAGUCUUCCUUGGCUGGCAAUGGAGGGUCUGGCAUCGUGAUCAUCAGGUACCUGAGUUCCACCCCGUUGCUCCAAGGUGGCACAGUCACCACGAGCAAUGGCUACCAAAUUCAUACUUUCACAGCAACUGGAUCGCAGACCGUGGCAGUCGAGGCGGCAUGCGGUGCGUGGCGCUACUACAGGUACUAUGUCCCAGUCGCGAGUGCAAACCCACAGCAUCUGUGCAUCAAUGAGAUGCAGUACUUGUACGGUGGUAGCGUGCUCUCAACACCUGCAACUCACUGCGGCAGUGCACCGUGCGCUUUUGCUACUUCCGGAUUCUACUCGGAUUGGAGCCCCGAGAAAGCUUUCGAUCAAAGCAAUUAUGCAAUGUAUGGCAGUGGAUAUUGCAAUGAAGCCGGUGAUGGUUAUCCCCGAGGGGCUGGGUGGUUGGCGUACGACUUCGGAGUGCCGACACAAGUCGAUCGGGUCAAGAUUUGGUUUUGGAGAGGUGAUCACAGCGCGAGUGGGACGGCCUACAUGGAAGGCUCAAACGAUGCGGUCACAUGGACAACUUUGAAAACGAUUACAGACACUGAUUAUGCGACACUCGAUACGACCGUCGAUUGUGUUGCAUCGCCAAGUUCGGCGCCGACGCUGCUGAUGAAGCUGAGGGCGGGCUCCAAUACCUUCCAGUAUGACGCAAGCUAUUGGACCGACACUUCUGUGUUGAACGAAGCUGGCGGCGCUUCGGUCAGCGACUCUGACGACGAGGACGUCAAGAUGUCGGCAUUCAACACAGACCCGAUCUCCGCCCUGACGUUGUGCUACAAGACGCUGGACAACUGCUACACGUACGAGCUGGGCGCGACGUACACCAGCGCAAGCGCUCUCUUCAGCUCGGGAUUCAUCCGCAGCGAAAAUCUGGGUUAUGGCGCUGGAGCCGCCGACGCAGCGAAGCAGGCCUGGACAGAUCUGUUUUUGCCGCCGGGGACCCCGACCUGGUACGACGACUAUUGGAACGGGAACGGAGGCGGCAAUUGCAAUAUGCAGCGGCCAGGGAUCAACACCCAGUGCAAUGACAACAACUGGGCCCGCAUCGGGUACUGCGUGAACCUCCCUGACCAGAGCUGCCAGCCAUAUGAUACCAACGACGCCGACUCUCCUAUUGGGAUCGGGCUGAAGACGCAGAAUUGGCCCAACAAUGUCAAUGCCCCUUUCGGGGAAUACUUCAUACACGGCGCUGGUUCGUCUGGCGUGCAGCUCUUCCAACACCAAGCAUGGCUUUUCGCAGGAUCGGCUACCACCGCGGCUUCCCCAACGCCCUCUCCGACGCCCUUCCCGACGGCCUUCCCGACGCCCUACCCGACGCCCUUCCCGACGCCCUUCCCGACGCCCUACCCGACGGUUUUCCCAACGCCUUACCCCACGCCGAGCCCGACGCCCAGCCCAACGUAUCCUGUCGGUUGGCCGACGCCGCAUCCAACGUUUCCUCCAGGGGCUGCCAUGGCGGGCGGAGCCGGCGGAGCGGCUGCCACUGGCGACCCCCACCUGCAGAACGUUCACGGUGAGCGGUUCGAUUUAAUGCAGCCAGGCAAGCAUGUGUUGAUUAACAUCCCUCGAGGAGUGCGCCCUGAAGAGGCAUUGCUUCGAGUGCAGGCUGAUGCGCGCCGAAUGGGUAGCUCUUGCGCGGACAUGUACUUCGUCGGUGUCAAUGUUACGGGGUCUUUCGCAGAGGCAAGGCGAGCUGGAGGGUAUCGUUACGCCGUGUCGACACGUGCAGUCGAGACUCCAGAAUGGGUUGCUUUUGGGAAGGUUGAGCUGAAGGUUGUUCAAGGACACACGCAAAGUGGCAUCAGCUACUUGAACGUUUACGUGAAACAUUUGGGACGGGCAGGUUUUGCAGUCGGAGGCCUGCUGGGAGAGGACGACCACAACGACGUUAUGAUUCCUCCACCAGGUUGUACCCAUCAUGUGGGUCUUGUGGACGCUGAUCUGGGAGUGAACGGCAAGGGUCCUUCCGUGUCUUCGGUUGCAGUGGCAUAUUUUUGAUAAUAUCGCGCUUGCCGUGCAUGAUUAUUCGUGACAAUGCCAUGCUACAAACGGAGUUUCUGUUCCGGGGCAG